AUGGAGGGUUCCCUGAGCUCACGGCUCGUCAAGGUGCUCGCCGGGGUCACGAUCGCGUUCACCGCAACCGUCCUGAUGCACGUGCGAGACCCGUCCGAUGUGCUGCUGGACAGCGGUUACGGUUACCCCGAGCUGUGGAGGAAAACCGGCCUGGCCGGGGCUCCAGCGCGCGCUGCGGCGUGCAUCCUGGUGGGUGCUCUGCUUCUGGCAGCGGGCUGGCUCUACCGGCUCCUGUUCGCUCCUCUGGAGCUGCUGCGGAGUCCGGACGACGUGGGAUACGUCGCAGAGGACGGGCGCUCCCGAGCGCGUGCGGCCAACGAGGUGCGGCGGAGGCGCAAGACCGGGGAAUUGCCUCCGGUUUACCCGAACGGCUGGUACCGGAUCCUGGACUCGCACAUGCUGGAGCGUGGAGACGUCAAGAGCGUGACCGUGUUGGGUGAGCAGGUGGUUGUGUUUCGGGGUCAGGAUGGGAAGGCCUAUGUGAUGGAUGCCUACUGCCCCCACCUAGGGGCCAAUCUGGCUGUAGGGGGCAGAGUGGUGGGCAACUGUAUUGAAUGUCCCUUCCAUGGGUGGCAGUUUCGAGGAGAGGAUGGGAGGUGUGUCAGGAUCCCAUAUGCUGAAAAGGUGCCGGAGUUUGCUAAGGUGCGCUGCUGGCUAAGCUGUGAGAUUAAUGAGCAGAUCUUGGUUUGGUUCCACUGUGAUAGAGAGGAACCAGGCUGGAUGGUUCCAGAGCAGAAAGAGAUCACCAGUGGGGAGUGGGUUUACCGCGGACGCACAGAGCACUUCAUCAACGCUCACAUAGAGGAGAUACCAGAGAAUGCUGCCGACAUCGCUCACCUGGCCCAUCUACACACACCGGGUAUCGUGAGUGGCGUGGACCUGCGUUACACCAACAGUAAGACCUGGGAGUUCAUUCGCCAUGACUGGAAGGUGGAAUGGAACCCAGAGCCAGAGCCCAAUAAGCACUGUUCUCAGAUGUUGGUGAAGCAUGCUCUCACUGUAUUCGGACGCCAUUGGCCUCUCUUAGACGUCAAUGUGGUGGCUAGACAGGUCGGUCCAGGUAUGGUGUUCCUGCUCUUUAAUCACAGCUUCUUGGGUCAUGGUGUGAUCUUACACUGCGUGACCCCAGUGGAGCCGCUGCUGCAGUGUGUGUCACAUAGCAUCUUCUACCAGAGCAACAUUCCUCCACUGGUGCCAAAAUUCAUCCUGCGAGCAGAGUGUAUUCAGUUUGAGCGGGAUGUGAUGAUUUGGAACAAUAAGAAGUAUAUCUCUAAACCAUUGCUGGUGAAAGAGGACUCAGCGAUCCAGAAACACCGGCGCUGGUAUAGUCAGUUCUACAGCGAGAACAGCCCACGUCUGCGCUUCCAACAUGACACGCUGGACUUCUGA
Neoarius graeffei (lesser salmon catfish) is the source of this 1389-nucleotide messenger RNA. Its product is annotated as cholesterol 7-desaturase nvd. Gene Ontology annotation, molecular function: chlorophyllide a oxygenase activity; 2 iron, 2 sulfur cluster binding. The transcript is spliced from 7 exons. Gene Ontology annotation, cellular component: chloroplast. Gene Ontology annotation, biological process: cholesterol metabolic process; chlorophyll biosynthetic process. The record is from RefSeq and is a predicted model, not a curated record. Lineage: Eukaryota; Metazoa; Chordata; Actinopteri; Siluriformes; Ariidae. The coding region runs from base 1 to 1389 and encodes 462 amino acids.